CAUUCCAAACAACAUCGCGGUGAAGUUUUCUCUACCAGUGGGAAUCGUCUCAGCACGGGGAGGUGUUUUUGCCCCGGAAGAAAACAAACUAAAUCCACGUACAUCUCGCAAAAAUGGCCCAAACCUUCGCGGAGGACCAGUAUGGCAGGAAGAUCGAUCGCUGCCUCACGGACACACUGAUUAAAUUCGGUGGCGGUCUUGUUCUGGGUAGUGUCUUCUCACUGCUGUUCUUCAAGAGGCGUGCGUGGCCUAUCAUCAUGGGCUCUGGUUUCGGUAUCGGAAUGGCCUACACGAACUGCGAGCGUUCGCUGAACGGAAAGUAGAGAAGACGGUUUACUUUUAGAUUACUGUUUGUAUGAAUCAAUAAUAGAAUUGUAAAUUUUGGUUGCUAACAGGAGGAUAA
Messenger RNA from Toxorhynchites rutilus septentrionalis, 403 nucleotides. Its product is annotated as MICOS complex subunit Mic10-like. The transcript is spliced from 2 exons. The record is from RefSeq and is a predicted model, not a curated record. Gene Ontology annotation, cellular component: mitochondrion; mitochondrial inner membrane; MICOS complex. NCBI's taxonomy places the organism in Eukaryota, Metazoa, Arthropoda, Insecta, Diptera, Culicidae. Bases 114 to 323 code for a protein of 69 amino acids.